Molecule: messenger RNA, 208 nt
Organism: Dentiscutata erythropus
Lineage: Eukaryota; Fungi; Glomeromycota; Glomeromycetes; Diversisporales; Gigasporaceae
Source: the annotation of a GenBank genome assembly
AUGGAAGGAUAUGAAGAAUAUGCCGUUAAUGGUAAUGCGCUAUAUGAAUUUAUUGUAACUAAUGACGCAUCAUACAGUAAUAUCCAGAGCGAUUUUGCUGUUAAUGAUAUCCUAUAUAAUGACCAAAGCAAACUUGGUGUUGUAAGAGAUUUUUUAUAUAGCAAUGAUCAAGAUAAUCGUGAAGUUGGUGAUAUUAUGAACUGUGAAA